Hemisphaericaspora subhashii is the source of this 2016-nucleotide messenger RNA. It is a transcript of the gene MTO1, whose product is annotated as tRNA modification protein. Gene Ontology annotation, molecular function: flavin adenine dinucleotide binding. Lineage: Eukaryota; Fungi; Ascomycota; Pichiomycetes; Serinales; Debaryomycetaceae. The record is from RefSeq and is a predicted model, not a curated record. The coding region runs from base 1 to 2016 and encodes 671 amino acids. The transcript has 2 exons. Gene Ontology annotation, biological process: tRNA methylation; tRNA wobble uridine modification. Gene Ontology annotation, cellular component: cytosol.
AUGCUCAGUAGAACCAAGUUAGCAGACUUACAAACCAAACUAAACCAGUCUCCCAAUCAUCCAGUCAUCAUCAUUGGAGGAGGACAUGCCGGAUGUGAAGCAGCCACAGGGUCAGCCAGAUCAGGCUCCCCGACAACUUUAAUCACUCCCCACAUUGACAAAAUCGGUACCGCAUCUUGUAAUCCAUCCAUGGGAGGAGUUGGAAAAGGUACGUUGUUAAGAGAAGUUGAUGCAUUAGAUGGAGUAAGUGCACGAAUUACCGAUAAGGCUGGUAUUCAUUUCCGGAUUUUGAAUGCAUCCAGAGGUCCAGCUGUACAUGGUCCAAGAGCUCAGAUUGAUAGGAAGAUCUAUCUUAAUGAAAUGCAACGAGAAAUAUUAAACUAUCCGAAUUUAUCCGUCGUUGAGGCACAAGUUGAAGAUAUUAUUAUUGAACCUAAAAUAGGUGAACAAGAUCUCGACACAGAUGGAAGAAAUUACGGAACUGUAAGAGGGGUGAUAUUAGGUGAUGGAAGAAUAUUUAAAUGUGAUAAGAUCGUAGUAACAACGGGUACCUUUCUCGGAGCCGAGAUUCAUAUUGGUUUAAGUGCCUAUCCUGCCGGACGUCUCGGUGAAGCUGCUACAUUUGGCUUAUCGAAAACUUUCAAAGAAGCAGGAUUCAGAUUAGGUAGAUUGAAAACCGGUACUCCUGCACGUCUUUCUGGUAAAACCAUAGAUUACACCCACCUAACCCCUCAACCAUCCGAUUAUCCCCCACAACCAAUGUCAUAUAUGAAUGAUAAAGUAGCCCUCGAGGAUCAAUUAGUAUCAUGUCAUCAAACCCGAACAACUCCAGAAUUUCAUAAACUCGUAGCAGAAAAUUUGGAUAAAUCAAUUCAUAUCCGAGAAACAGUAAAAGGUCCUAGAUAUUGUCCUUCUAUAGAAUCCAAAGUUAUAAAGUUCCCACAAAAGACAUCACAUGUAGUCUGGCUAGAACCAGAAGGAUUAGACACCGAUCUAGUAUAUCCUAAUGGUAUUUCAUGUACUAUGCCUGCAGAAAUUCAAGAACAAUUAGUCAAAAUGAUGCCAGGUUGUGAGAAUGUCAAAAUGGUACAGCCAGGAUAUGGGGUUGAAUACGACUAUAUAGACCCACGAGAAUUGCGAAUAACUUUGGAAACCAAGCUCGUUGAUGGACUUUAUCUUGCCGGUCAAAUCAAUGGUACUACAGGAUAUGAAGAAGCGGCAGCACAGGGUUGUAUUGCAGGUAUAAAUGCCGGUCUUACCAAUGUCGGUAAGCAACCUAUUGAAUUAAGAAGAUCAGAUGGAUAUCUUGGGGUAUUGAUUGAUGAUUUGAUAACUAAAGGUGUUGAAGAACCAUAUAGGAUGUUUACAUCACGUUCGGAGUUCCGAAUCUCGAUUAGAUCAGAUAAUGCUGAUAGUAGACUUACCGAAUUGGGAUAUAAUGCUGGAGUGGUUGGAGAAGCGAGAUGGAAACACUAUUCCGACGAGAUGAAACAAUUUGAACAAAUUAAAGAACAUUUAAUGAAUUUGAGAUUAUCCGGUGCAGCUUGGGCCCCGGCACUUAAAGGACAUGUAUCGGAUAUUGCUACUAACGAGUAUACGGAUGGUUGGAAAUUGCUAUCGUAUAAAGAUAUGCAUUUGAGAGAUAUUGUGUCUAAUAUGGCAAAAUUUACUCCUGAUGGUAACGUGCCUUCAUUGUAUGAGAACAUUUCUCGUAGAUUGGAAAAUAAAAUCGAUAUCGAGAGUGAUUAUAGUCCAUGGAUGAAAAAAGAAGAAAUACAUUUGAGAGCAUAUGCUGCAGAUGAGAAUUUAUUAUUGCCUGUGAACUAUACAUAUUCAUAUGAUGGGACCUUAAAGAUCUCGCAUGAAGCCUGUACCAUUUUGAAUACUGUCCAGCCAAGAACAAUUGGUCAAGCUAGGAGAAUUCAAGGAAUAAAUCCGUCUACAAUUUUUGAGUUGUUUAAGUUAGUCAGAGGAAGACAAAAAGAGUUCGCCGAACAGAGAGCUACUAUGGGAUAA